This is a messenger RNA of Aedes albopictus (Asian tiger mosquito), 462 nucleotides long. RefSeq names its product NADH dehydrogenase [ubiquinone] 1 alpha subcomplex subunit 2 (gene ND-B8). The transcript has 3 exons. The coding region runs from base 89 to 376 and encodes 95 amino acids. The record is from RefSeq and is a predicted model, not a curated record. NCBI's taxonomy places the organism in Eukaryota, Metazoa, Arthropoda, Insecta, Diptera, Culicidae.
GAAGCUCUCGUUUUUCGUUUUGGUCCUUGCUGAUUGCUGGAAGCACUCAAUUUUCUCCGGAAAUUUCCCGAUUCUAAACCCUCGCAAAAUGCGGCUAUCACUGCUCCGGGCUGCCCGUUUGAACCCCGCCGUAAAGGAACUGCGUCUGCACCUGUGCCAGACCGGCGAGGAAUCCAAGGGAGUGCGGGAUUUCGUUAGCAGCGGAUAUGCCCAGCUCAAGCGUGAGAACCCCAAGCUGCCGAUUCUGGUUCGCGAAUGCAGCGGUGUCCAACCGAGGCUGUGGGUGCGCUACGAAAUGGGCAAGGAGAAAUCGGUUACCCUGACCAACGCGGGUGCUGCCGAUGUGGCCAAGCACAUUGCCGAACUGGGAAAGUGAGCCUCAUACUCUGGAUGGGAGUUCGUAAAUUUUACUAGGUUUGUUCGAUAAGUGGGUGAAUAAAUUGGAAAAUGUUAUAAUUAUUG